Messenger RNA from Pelmatolapia mariae (spotted tilapia), 405 nucleotides. Its product is annotated as CD209 antigen-like protein 2. Gene Ontology annotation, molecular function: signaling receptor activity. Lineage: Eukaryota; Metazoa; Chordata; Actinopteri; Cichliformes; Cichlidae. The record is from RefSeq and is a predicted model, not a curated record. The transcript has 4 exons. Bases 1 to 405 code for a protein of 134 amino acids.
AUGACCACUAAACUAAGCGGCAUUCCUUGUCAGGCCCACUGGAGAAGGUUUGACAUAAGCUGUUAUUUUGUCUCAACCUUAAAGAAAAACUGGACAGAAAGCAGAAAAGCCUGCAUUGCUGAAGGUGCAGAUCUACUUGUCAUAGACACCGCUGAGGAACAGCUUUUUGUCAACGAAUUACUGGACAAGAGCGAGAGGCAAAAUGCUUGGAUUGGCCUAACCGACACACUUACAGAGGGGGUUUGGACCUGGGUGGAUGGGACCCCUAUUACCAUAGAAUACUGGCAGCCUGGACAGCCUAAUGACUUCAAAAGCCAGGACUGUGGAGAAUAUGUUUCAUCUGAUAAAGGAUCAUGGAAUGACGAUGGCUGUUUUGCGGCACAAAAUUAUAUUUGUGAGAAAUAA